AUGAGGGCUGCAGGCAGGAUUGAGAGGCUGACGCACUUCUGCGGCACAGAUCCAGUUGUAGACACACACAAAGGUCCUGUGGUUUUCUUGGGGAAUCAUCAGCUGGCUUCUGUUGUGACAGAUGCUCUGAGCAUCCAUCUUAAACAACAAGGCGGGCGUAGUAAAAGGCAUGUUGCUUUUGGUACUGCCAGUGAUGAUGAUGAUGAUGCAAUAAAGAAGAGGCAACAGGAUGUGGUGAGGUUUCUAGAAGCCAAUCGCAUAGAGUUUGAAGAAGUGGAUAUCACCAUGUCAGAGGAGAAGAGACAAUGGAUGUAUAAAAAUAUUCCAGAGGAUAGGCAGCCUGCACAAGGCAAUCCACUGCCUCCACAGAUAUUCAGUGAUGAUCGGUACUGUGGGGAUUAUGAUGGCUUUUUUGAAUCAAAGGAGAGCAACACUGUAUUCUCCUUUCUUGGACUGAAACCUACUUUGGCAUCAAAGGAGUCAGAGCCCUAGAAGGCCCAUGUGAAGUAUCAACAAGCACAUUCCUGAAUGAGUGACUCUAUUCUUCAGCACAUAACAGCUUCCCUAAUGGAUCACUGUGAUAGAGCAAACAUGUGUCACUAGUAGUAGUCUGCUUGCCAUGAGAUGGUGCUCUCCAAUAAUGUGGAGCUAAUAACACGCAUAGGAAAUAGGAUUAAAGCUGGGCUACUCAUCUUCUGUUGUAAAAAUGCUCACUGUUGAUGUUUCACUUUUGUCUUUGGAUUGCUUUUGCAACUGGCCCUGAUACUCUAACAGGAACAUGUGUUUGAGAAUAAGGAGAGGAAGUGUAGGGCUCAUAUCAGUCAUGAGUUUACUUAUGUAGUCAUAUUCCUUACCUUUUUUAAUUCUUCCCACUACUGUAGUUCAAAUUAGUUCAUCAUGAUAGUUAAAGUGCUGGUGGUUAUUAUGAUGUUUGUGCUGGCUAUCAUCCAGAAAGUAAAAAGCAUCCAUCUUGAGAUAUCAGUCUAAGCCAGUAACUGCCAUAUUUUUGCUUUACAUUUAUUUAUUGUGGUGUUUAUUCUAGAUCAUGGUUAUUUUAAGAGACAUGGGCUGCUAAUCUUGUUAAUGAAGACUUGAUUUGUCUAAUGAUGCACACUGCAACUGACUGUUUAAAACAAGUUCCUAUCCUGAAGGAGGUGCCAAAGUGAAAUACUUUGACAUGUUUCCAUAUGCAGGUGAAGUGUUCAGUAAAACACUCGGUGGAAAUACUGGGGAGUUCAGAAGAGCUAA
Messenger RNA from Ficedula albicollis (Collared flycatcher), 1248 nucleotides. It is a transcript of the gene SH3BGRL2, whose product is annotated as SH3 domain binding glutamate rich protein like 2. Lineage: Eukaryota; Metazoa; Chordata; Aves; Passeriformes; Muscicapidae. The record is from RefSeq and is a predicted model, not a curated record. Bases 1 to 492 code for a protein of 163 amino acids. The transcript has 5 exons. Gene Ontology annotation, cellular component: cytoplasm.